Molecule: messenger RNA, 234 nt
Organism: Penicillium atrosanguineum
Lineage: Eukaryota; Fungi; Ascomycota; Eurotiomycetes; Eurotiales; Aspergillaceae
Product: DASH complex subunit DAD4
Exons: 5
Coding region: 1-234 (77 amino acids)
Biological process (GO): attachment of spindle microtubules to kinetochore
Cellular component (GO): mitotic spindle; DASH complex
Source: RefSeq, a predicted model, not a curated record
AUGGAGAGCCCUCAUGAACACCAGCAGUCGGUGCUAUUGUCCCGCAUUAUCACCAAUGUGGAAAAACUCAAUGAAGCUGUUAUGGCCAUGAACAAAAGCCUCCAGGAGGUCAACAUCCAAAAUAUGAACGUCGAGCUGGUGGCGCAGAUGUUCAAGAACUACCAGUCGAAUGUCCUUUUCCACUUGGAAGCCACGGAGAACCUGAAGGAGCCCGCACAGGGCGAACAGUCCUGA